Molecule: messenger RNA, 555 nt
Organism: Pieris macdunnoughi
Lineage: Eukaryota; Metazoa; Arthropoda; Insecta; Lepidoptera; Pieridae
Source: the annotation of a GenBank genome assembly
AUGACGUACUGGUUCACGCGUUACAAGUACAAAUUCACCGAAGUGGACUACAGCUUGUUCUUAACAUACUCCGUCCUCGUUGGUACUGUUGGUUCCUUCAUUACGAUAUACCUGUUCAGUAAGAGAUGGAAAAUCGAAGAUAGCAUUAUCGGAAUCAUUGCUUGUGUCAGCCGUGUAGCAGCCAGUGUGGUGUAUGCAAUGGCACCGAACAGAACUGUGUACUUCCUGGGACCAGUUCUGGAUAUGUUCAGUGCGGCUGCUGCGACGUCCCUUCGAUCGAUUGCUACUAAAUUGGUCAAUGCAGAUGAAGUUGGUAAAACGAGCUCUCUAAUCAGCAUAUCGGAAGCGUUGGUGCCAGUAAUAUAUUCGCCGGUCUACAGCAAGGUAUACUUGAGUACAUUGUCCACGUUCGCUGGAGCUUUCUAUCUCAUCAGUGCCAGCUUAGCAGUUCCUGCUAGUCUAAUUUAUAUAACGCUUUACAUCAUUCGACGAAAGGAAAUCCAGCAAGAGCAGUCCACAGAAAAUAAACGUGAUGGCGAAGUAACAAGAUUUUAG